Molecule: messenger RNA, 1938 nt
Organism: Eremomyces bilateralis CBS 781.70
Lineage: Eukaryota; Fungi; Ascomycota; Dothideomycetes; Eremomycetales; Eremomycetaceae
Exons: 2
Coding region: 1-1938 (645 amino acids)
Source: RefSeq, a predicted model, not a curated record
AUGUCGCGUCAACGGCUCCUCAUCCUGAUCACGGUUGUUCUGUUUUUCCUGGGAUUGGUUGGGACAGGUGGCUACAGGAGACAUCAAAGGCAAGCACAGCAGUCAUCUCCACGGCAAGCCUAUCCGUGGGAGAAAUUUAUCCGACUCAACGGUUACUGGAAUGGCGUUGGUAAUCUCGUGCCGUUCAAAGACUACGUCCCCGAACAGCAAUCCAACGCGACCGCUCCCGAGCCCGAACGGAAACACGAUGCAACAUCAGGGGCUACGCCUCCUUUUGAUCCGGUUGCUUUCAACCCGUAUCCGGAAUACGACUCAUACGACUACCUCGAAGCCCACUCGCCCAUGCAAAAAUGCUUCCUUGAUGAGGCGGAGACCAUGUCACCUCCAGACAUUUAUGCCUAUCCUGGCGUUCCUCAAAACAUGACCGCUCCAUUCUUCGGUUCCUACAAGGAGCUGGGUCUGGCGGAAGACGUCUGCUGGGAGCGUUUCGGUCGAUUUGCUCCGUACGGAUACGGCUACGAUCACCGAGAUGGCGGUGUUGGCCUCUCUGACAAGUCGGAGCGAGCGGGAAGCGAGCGAGUCUAUCAGAUGAUGGCUGGAGGGACCGACUGGCGAAAGGUCAAUUGGGGAAGGGCCCAGGAGGCAUGCACCAAGAAGAACAAGGCUCGAUUCGAGCCACAGGCCGAUCCCAAGAAGAAGCGGGUAUCUCGUCAAGCCUACAUUCUCCGCACUUGGACCGGUUAUCGCUACGAUGACCAUCAACUCCUCACGAUUCGAGCGAUGAUCAACGAGCUCAACAUCAAGUCAGGCGGUGAAUACGAUGUGCAUCUCCUCGUCCACGUCAAGGAUACGAGCAUUCCGAUAUGGACCGAUGCGGAUAUCUACCAGCAGACCUUGGAAGAGAACGUUCCUGAGGAAUUCUGGGGGAUUGCAACCCUCUGGUCCGAGCAACUGAUGCGUCUGUACUAUCCUGAACCGUUCCCGGACAAUUUCGACAAUCCGUCCCAACAUCCGGUGCACAGUGUCUAUCGCAGCGCUCAUUUCGCUCUCCAAUGGUUCUCUCAGGAGCAUCCUGAGUACGACUAUUACUGGAACUGGGAGAUGGACUUGCGUUACACCGGCCACUAUUACGAGUUCAAUGACAAGGUUGCCAACUGGGCUCGCAAGCAACCUCGCAAAGGUAUGUGGGAGCGGUCCGCUCGCUACUACAUCCCCGAGAAGCACGGCAGCUGGGCGGACUUCGCCCGCAUGGUGGAAGAGGAGACCAACUUGUCUCAAGAAUCCCCCAUCUGGGGUCCCACAGUCUUCCCGAAUAACGGCAUGCUCACCUCGCCUGCCGAAAACUUCCCGCCGCGUAGCUACGCCGAUGACAAGUACGAAUGGGGUGUCGGCGAAGAGGCCGACCUUAUCACCUUCAACCCUCUCUUCGACCCAACCAAAACCAACUGGGUCUUCCGCAACGAUAUCAACGGCUACACCCUUGACGCCGCGGCCCCACCUCGCCGAGUCGCCAUCAUCACUGUCAGCCGACUCUCCAAACGCCUUCUUGACUACAUGCACAACGAGACCUACCAGAUGAGGCACUCCAUGUUCCCGGAAAUGUGGCCACCUUCAUGCGCCCUGCACCACGGUCUCAAAGGCGUGUACGCCCCGCACCCCGUCUUCUUCGACCGGAACUGGGACCUGGACUACAUGGACCAAGUGUUCAACCGGCCAAAGAAGGUCGAGGACAGCGUGUUCGGAUGGGGAGAGCACAACCAGCUCGGCAGCUCCUUCUACUACAAUAGUGGCUUUAGUGGUCAGCUCUGGCGGCGUUGGUUCGGGUACAAGGAGAACAACGAGGGUGGCAGCAUGGCCGAGGUGAGCGGCUCCGGACGCAUGUGCCUGCGAAGCACACUCUUCCAUCCCAUCAAAUUCGAGAGAGGCCCGACGGACUGA